Messenger RNA from Ciona intestinalis (vase tunicate), 1653 nucleotides. RefSeq names its product acyl-coenzyme A diphosphatase FITM2-like. Gene Ontology annotation, molecular function: coenzyme A diphosphatase activity. The record is from RefSeq and is a predicted model, not a curated record. Gene Ontology annotation, cellular component: endoplasmic reticulum membrane. NCBI's taxonomy places the organism in Eukaryota, Metazoa, Chordata, Ascidiacea, Phlebobranchia, Cionidae. Gene Ontology annotation, biological process: phospholipid biosynthetic process; lipid droplet organization; lipid storage.
UUCUUCAUAGUUGCUAUAGAUAUGAUUAUGCGUGCUCAAAAAAGCAAAGUGAUUUCUAUGGAAAAAAGUUUUACUUUGAAAGCCAAGGUACUUCGAAGUAAAAUUUAACGCGGAUAUUAUGGGUCGAUCAUCGAUGUUUCCAAUCUUUCCGGUGGUUGGUUGCAAUUGUGGAUAUUUUUUCAUAGCGGAUACGUUCUAUGAUAUAUAAACGCACCAGAGUGAACUAAAAGAAAACCUGCCAAUAUUUUUUUCUUGGUUAAGGGUAAUUCCCAAUUUACAGGAAAGCACAUUACUGUUAUUCGUAUUGUUAUUUCUUGUUUCAAUAAAAAGAAAAUGGAUAGGCCUAUUUAAAAUUUCAAAAUACACAGAUAUGUAUCAAAUACAAUAAGAUAGAAGAUUAUGUUUAUAUGUUGUUUGGUUGCACUUUGGGUUAUUAUCAUACUUUGAUGCCCUUUUUUAUUAAACUGAGUAACAAAUACCUUUACUGUAUUAUCAGAGUAAAAAUGACGACAAUGAAUGGCCAUGAAAGCAAUCAUAUAAAUUCAAAAAUUCAUAAGUUAAAAUGUAACGCUGAAGAGAAGGUGGAACGUGUUGUGAGUAUUUUUCUAAAAUACUACAUAAUUUCACCUGCAUAUCGCGUAUUGUGGAUUUGGGCUGGAAUUUUAAGUAUUUCUUCUGCUGCCAUGUUUCUGGAUCUUCCAAUGAACUAUUUUUCCAAUAAAAAAAACUUUCUGAACGUUUAUUUCGUAAAAUGGAGUUGGGGUUGGACAUUGAUAAGUGCUGGAACUUAUAUGGCUGUUACAUCAUUUGUCCAUGGCUGUGAAAGUUGGAAGAAGGCAAUUUAUUUUGGGUUCUUGAGACUCGCUGCAGCAACAGCUGUCUGGUACUUCUGGGUUAACAUUGUUUUUCACUAUAUUGAAAACAUCACUGGUAUUUGUUUGAAUGCUAAAAAGGUUCCACUGUUUAACAUAACAUCUAAACGGGAUUGCAUUCGGUUAAAAAAGGGACACGUGUGGGAUGGAUUUGACAUCUCUGGACAUUGUUUUCUUCUCUCUUUCUCCAUAUUAGUGAUUACCUCAGAACUCCAGAUUCAAAGAUACUGGAUCAACAUUCUCUCACAUGCUGCUCAACAUGUUCCUAUAGGUUCGAAGACCCUUGCAACUCUAAAAUCGAACUAUCAAUCUACUCUGUUUACUGUUCAGUGUUUGUUUAUCUUUAACUGCAUUCUCUGCUUAAUCUGGGACUUUAUGAUUAUUAUGACUUGUCUUUUUUUCCAUACUUUUUUUAGCAAAGCAUUGGGUGGCAGCAUAGGAAUUUUCUCAUGGAUGCUCUUAUAUAAUGAGUGGUUUAAAUGCAAAUUCUCUCCUGGUCCACCUGGUUAUGGCCCGAUCAAAUCCAUAUUGACAGCAAAUACUUUUUCUAAAAUUAAAUGACUACACUUGUAGCAGUUACUAGUAUGUGUUAUUUGGGAUUUUAAAUUUUACGUUUUAAGGAGUCAAUAUAAUUAAACUACAAAUAAAACAGUCUUGUUGCAAAACAAAUAUAUAUUAAGACUUCUGUUGUAAGACAUACCUUGAGGAAUCAUUGUUUAUCAUAUAUCAGACUAUGAGGUUACAUACAUAGUGCAUAAAACAUGGUACUCAUGUUAUAAAU